Molecule: messenger RNA, 141 nt
Organism: Dentiscutata heterogama
Lineage: Eukaryota; Fungi; Glomeromycota; Glomeromycetes; Diversisporales; Gigasporaceae
Source: the annotation of a GenBank genome assembly
CCACAAGCAAAAUUAAGACUUCAAGCGGCUAAUAAAAUUCUCCAAGGUCAAAUUGUCGAUGUUGAAGCCUUGGAUCUACCGGCCAAAGAUAAAAUUAAUUUGUCAACUGCUCAAAAACUAAUGCAGGGUCAGCCGCUAUAG